This is a messenger RNA of Saccostrea cuccullata (small rock oyster), 1057 nucleotides long. RefSeq lists its product as uncharacterized. Lineage: Eukaryota; Metazoa; Mollusca; Bivalvia; Ostreida; Ostreidae. The coding region runs from base 399 to 806 and encodes 135 amino acids. The record is from RefSeq and is a predicted model, not a curated record. The transcript is spliced from 4 exons.
CAAUUCUGUAUUGAUAAACUAUUACAGUCUCAUCAAGCUUCAACGGUUUUAUCAUACCGAGGCCACGCACCUGUUCGUCUGACGCUUCGGUGACGUAGCAGUUUUGGGGUGGAAUAUUUAUCCAAUUACAUGUAGCGAUUACUAUUGGAAGACCAUUUUUUAAUUCCUCUAGCAAGUAAGCGCACCAGUGCGGACCAGCACUCCUGAUUGGGGGCGGACAUCGUAUACUAAAACUACAGCUAGUUAAAACGCUCUCAGAGUUAAAGAUAAAAUAUCAAUGCUCACGAACAUUAUUUUUUCAUUGCACAAGGAAAACUUUAGUGCCUAUCUGAUUGGUUAGUGCUUUUAUAAUUGUAGUGGACUGUAUUCUGAUAACUGUAGAGACUUUUAGACAGGAAAUGCGAAAUUCAUCAAGCUUUGUCUUAGUUGGUGCUACCUUAUGUGUUUAUUUCUCAGUCCAGCUUUCCUCUGUUACAGCAGCGAAAUGCAAAGGACCCUGGGCAAAUCACAUGUGCUUUGGAGGAAAUGGAAAGAGAUCAUGGUCCCCCUCGCGACAGGAGGUUGAUAAAAGAGCUGAUGAUAUGGGACGAACUCUGCUUAGAAGUGUUCUCUUAAAAAGAUUGAAUUCUUACCCAACAGAAGAAAAAUAUUAUAACGAUUUAGAUAGCUUUUAUCCAUUGGACUCCGAUAUAUCAGAUAAAGACGAUUCUAGCAUUAAAGAACAAGAAAUCAGAGAAUUUUUACAGGAGCAGCUGUUAAAACGAGAAAUGGCAGCGUUGACAGACGAAGAGGAAUAUCUCCGAUAAAAAAGACAAUACUUCCCGGACUUUAUGUUCAACUAGAUCAAGUUGUUAUAAUUAAUAAAGUUUGACUUAAUUAUUUAUGCACUCAUCUGAUUGUCUUACCUUUUCUCUGUUUUAAAAGGAAACCCACUCAUAGACUCAUACAUAUCAUCAGUGGUCAAAUAAGUUCUGAAAAAAUCCAAAGAAAGAUAUAUAUUUAAUGAACCUGUGUUUGUUAUUCUUAUUUAGUAUGACUAUUAAAGAAUGAAUUUUUC